Messenger RNA from Neltuma alba, 2807 nucleotides. Its product is annotated as patatin-like protein 6. Gene Ontology annotation, biological process: lipid metabolic process. Lineage: Eukaryota; Viridiplantae; Streptophyta; Magnoliopsida; Fabales; Fabaceae. The record is from RefSeq and is a predicted model, not a curated record. The transcript is spliced from 4 exons. The coding region runs from base 822 to 2216 and encodes 464 amino acids.
GAGAAGGAGAGAGACAGAGAGAAGGUGCUGGGCGAUUGACUCAGCCUCUGCGCACCUCUGGUGAUUUGGCAUUUUCUGGUUUUGUUUUUGGUGCUAAUUGGUUGGUUGGUUGGUCGCCUAUUUCUGCCUUUCAUCUUCUUCUCCUACAGUAGUUUUCAAUUUUACAUUUAUGUGUCUCUGUGCAUUUAGAAGAGGGUUCUCUGCUAUUUAGCUUUAGCGUGCUCUGCUAAAGAAUCACACUAUCCAUCAGCACAGGCACCAACGAUAUCACACACGGAAAGAGAAAUAUAGAGACAGAGAGAAAGUGAGAGAAGGGGGGGAGCAAGAAAAAGGGCUAUACUGUUUUUUGACUGACCUUUGUUGCUCUGCCUCUUUUUGUUCUUGUGGAGAGAAUGGAAUGAUGGGCACGGUGGCUAAACUGGGCUGAAAGCGAAUGUUUGGGUGCUGUGAGAAUAAUAUUAUAUAUAUUUCUGCAAACAGGAGGCCUUUUGCUGUUUGGGAAACAGGAAUUGAUUAUGAAAGCUGGCAAAAUGAGACUACUUUGAAGGUAUAUCUUGGUUGGUUGAGCAUUGUUGUCAAAUGAGAAUUCUUCAUACGCGUGACUCCCGAGGUGGGUGAUCUUUGCCACCUGACUUGGAUUGGGAUUCCUUCCAUGCAAUAUUUCACACCAAGACUUGGCCUAAUAAACACAAACGCCUUCCACAUGCGCAAUCCUGUGCCAAGAAAUUGUUGAUUUUAUUUGAUUUCAAGGGUCUGAUCAGAGAAGCUCUUAUUAUAGAAAUCUUCACAGGAUUGUUUUGUAUUUUUUUGGGGGGGAGAAAAUGGCUUCUAAUGCGGUGGAAAUGCAAGAACCGAGCAUUGACACCGAUAAGCUUAGCUAUGAAAUCUUCUCCAUCCUUGAAAGCAAGUUUCUCUUCGGCUACGAGGACCAGAAGGUCUGGCUUCCGAAGCAAAUAUCUGCGACAAUUGAACCAAAACCAGAAGUUCAGUCUUACGCUGCCAACGUCGACGGCGUCUCCUCCAUCAAGAAUCAGAGAGGCAAAAUAUGCAUACUCAGCAUAGAUGGUGGAGGCAUGCGAGGGAUUCUUCCCGGGAAAGCUCUGGCCUAUUUGGAAAAUGCGUUGAAGAAGAAAUCAGGAAACCCGGACGCUAGAAUCGCCGAUUACUUUGACGUAGCAGCCGGCGCCGGUGUCGGAGGCAUUUUCACGGCGAUGCUUUUCGCCACAAAGGAUCACCGACGCCCUAUUUUCGAAGCCCAAAAAACAUGGCAAUUUUUAGCUGAUCACGGCCAAAAGUUCUACCAUCCUGGGUCCAGCGGCGGGAGCAGCCGCAGCUUCUUUCGUCGAUUAUUUACCAGCAACUCCGCUUCUGGUUCUGUCAGCUCCGUCACCGCCGGUCUGGAGAAAGCCAUGAAGGAAGCAUUCGCCGCGAACGGCAAAAGCUUAACUCUCAGAGAUACUCUAAAGCCCGUCCUCAUCCCCUGCUACGACCUUUCCAGCACGGCGCCGUUUUUGUUCUCCCGAGCAGACGCGCUCGAGACCGAGAGCUUCGACUUCCGGCUCUGGGAGGUCUGUCGUGCCACGUCGGCCGAACCGGGCCGAUUCGAGCCGGUUCAGAUGCGGUCCGUGGAUGGUCAGACGGGAUGCCUGGCUGUCGACGGCGGAUUGGCGAUGAGCAACCCAACCGGUGCAGCCAUAACGCACGUGCUUCACAACAAGCAGGAAUUCCCGUUUGUCCGAGGGGUGGAGGAUUUGCUGGUGCUUUCGCUGGGAACGGGUCAGUUAUUGGAGGCGAGGUAUGAGUAUGACCAGGUCAAGCGUUGGAAGGCUAAGGAGUGGGCUCGGCCUAUGGCUCGGAUUUCUGGGGACGGCUCUGCCGAUUUGGUGGACCAGUCUGUGGCCAAGGCCUUUGGCCAUAGCCGCACCUCCGGUUACGUUCGCAUUCAGGCAAAUGGGUCAAGCAUGGGGCGAUGUGGACCCAAUGUGGAUACGGAUUCAAGUCCUAAUAAUGUAAAGAUGCUGAUAGGGAUAGCAGAUGAAAUGUUGAAGCAGAAGAAUGUAGAAUCGGUGCUGUUUGAGGGGAAGAGGAUUGGGGAUCAGAGUAACUUUGAGAAGCUUGACUGGUUUGCCGGAGAACUUGUGCAGGAGCAUCAGAAGAGGAGUUGCAGGAUAGCUCCCACUGUUGCUUUCAAGCAAGCUACCGAAAAAGCGACCUAAGGGAGCAGGUAUAAACAGACAUUAGGAAGGAGAAAAAGGAGCAGCAGUGGGGGGAAAAAAAACAGGAAAGAAGAGAGGAGGUAGUAUAGCAGCUUUUACUUUUCAAGUGAAAAUAGAGGAAGAAGGUUAGGGAGAUGAUGGAAAUUGAAAAGGACAAGGAGUAUCAAAAGGGGUGGAUAACCUUUGUGGGAUACUUUGCUCCCCAGAGAACAAACACUGGUGUCCACUCCUACCUUUUCUACAGUGCUAAACACUAAAUGAGCCACAAUACCUAAAAAGCAUUUUCAUUUGUAGCCUUUUUAGGGUCAAACACGCUUCAGCUUGGAAAUUUCAAUUUCAAUAUCAGACUUUUAAGCCUCAAACAUGGUCUGCACUUCAUUCUUCCCUGCCCGUUCUCUCUUUCAUUUUUUUUAAUUUAAUUUUGUUAUUGGAUAUUCUUGUAAAUCUGUGAUUCUAAAUAUAUAUACACAUAUAUAUUAUCUGUCUCAUCUUUGCUUUCAAGGAAGUUUAAUUACCUGUACUGGGCGGUGGGCUUACGUUGAUGUGAGUGAAACUUUAGAAAUGGUAGUCAAAGUUCAUUCUGACUUUUAA